This is a messenger RNA of Lathyrus sativus (Indian pea), 528 nucleotides long. Lineage: Eukaryota; Viridiplantae; Streptophyta; Magnoliopsida; Fabales; Fabaceae. The record is from the annotation of a GenBank genome assembly.
AUGAAAUCCACCACAUUAUCCUCAUCAUCUUUGUUCAUUAUUUUCUUGUCUCUAAUAUUAUAUGCUGCUCCAGCAUUAUCUGAAUCCUUGUAUGAAACGUUAUGCGCUUCAACAAGUCAAGAUGCCAAUGUCUGCUUGAUGCUCUUGAAAUCUGACUCAAGAGUCACUUCAGCCACAAACUAUGAUGAUCUCUCAAAGUAUAUCUUGGAGUUGGCAGUAAAGGAUACGAUGGAAGUUCAAAGUUUUAUGGCCAGUCAGUUCAGUACCCGUCCCAGUGAUGAAGGUAUUAGACAAUGUACACUGUCUUUCUACCCUAGGGCUAUUGAAUUAUUCAAAAGUGCGUUAAGUAAGUUCGCAAAGGAUCCUCAAAAUGCAAAAAAUGAUAUACAAGGUGCUGGUUAUGAAUCUGGCCUUUGUGUGAAAGCUCUUCAAGAAGAAGGGAGAAAUGAUGCUUCGAUUAAAGAGCGAAACAAUCAAAUCUUUGUUAUUAGUGAAGUUGCUUUUUUGUCUGUAAAUCAUCUUACAUAG